Molecule: messenger RNA, 579 nt
Organism: Sphenostylis stenocarpa
Lineage: Eukaryota; Viridiplantae; Streptophyta; Magnoliopsida; Fabales; Fabaceae
Source: the annotation of a GenBank genome assembly
AUGGCAGCAGAAUCAUCAGAGGGCGAAGAAGAAACAAAAUUGAGCGGAGGAAAUCAAUUGCUGACUGUAGACGAUGACUUGAUGGAGAUGGGGAAAAAGGCUGCUUGGAGCGUCAGUUCUUGCAAACCCGGUAAUGGCGUUUCCUCUCUCCGUGACGACAACCUCGAAACCUAUUGGCAAUCCGACGGAGCACAACCCCAUUUGGUUAACAUUCAGUUUCAGAAGAAAGUUAAACUUCAAUUAAUUGUGCUGUACGCGGAUUUCAAGCUGGACGAAAGUUACACCCCAAGUAAAGUUUCCAUCCGUGCCGGUGAUGGGUUUCACAACCUGAAGGAGAUUAAGACCGUGGAACUUGUGAAGCCAAGUGGAUGGGUUUAUCUGUCGUUGUCUGGAGUUGAUCCUAGGGAUACCUUUGUGAACACUUUCAUGUUGCAAAUUGCUGUGUUGUCAAACCAUCUCAAUGGAAGGGAUACUCAUGUGCGGCAAAUCAAAGUUUAUGGGCCUCGACCGAACCCUAUUCCACACCAGCCAUUUCAAUUUACUUCGAGGGAGUUUAUCACCUACUCUUCUAUAAGAUGA